AUGGGCUUCUGUGGUGAUCGUGAAAAGGGGCAGACUUCUCUUGAGGAGAAAUGGGACUAUGUGAACCUCGACGAUUUCAAGUCUGAGUCCUGCCUAACACCCUUCUCCUAUUUUUUCCUUUGGUUCUUUCUCAUCAUCUCGUUGGCCGUGUAUGGCGUCGAUACCUUUACUGCCGUUAACCUCCUCGCCUUCUCUCGAUGGGCUGGUCAAAUCGAACCCACCAUCCCGUUUCACAUCUCGCGCUGGAUUUACGCCGUCUGUAUCAUCAUCUCCUUCGCUCUGUUGGUUUACCGAUGGAUGGUUGCCAUCCGCGCCAUCCGCUCGAAAAGUAUCGCACGCAGCUACCUUAACUCUCUCGCUGUCCGCAUUCAAAGUAUUCGACCGGGCAGAAGAGGUCGCGGGUGGAAACGCUUCCUGGUGUUUGCGGAGUUGACCAAGAGUAAGAAGGGGGCGGAAUAUGUGGCUUUAUUCACCUAUUUCUCGUUCGAGUCCUGGAUGAACACUGUUUUUGCCGACGGACCGCGCCAGGUCGUCAAUGCCAUAACAUUGUAUUCUGUGAUGCAGAUGGACCUUCUCCCUGGUGGACAGAACGCAGAGAAAUCCGAUGACAGCGGGGCUGCGCAAUUCUUUGAGAAUGUGAAGAUCCUGGCAGUGAACAAUAACCUGCGAGCCGUGGUCUUGUUUUCCAUGUUGUUCACCUUGGUCAUCUGGGUUCUGUCCGUCAUCAAACUGUUGAUCGCUAUCGUUCUUUACUUGAUUUUCCUCUUUCACCACAUCCCGUCGCGCGAUGGUACCUUGACAGCUUAUUGUCGCCGCAAGAUCAAUACCCGUGUGAUGCGCAUCGUCAAGGUAAAGGUUAACAAGGCAUUGGCCAAGGGAAUGGCUCUGCAAGACCGAGCACCGACACAGCCAAACAUGGGUGCGAAUGUCAGACCAACAUUGCCAACCGUUGGGAAGGGUGAAGACAAGGGACCCAUCGUUACAACGAUCUCUCGCUCGACGACUCAAACCACGUUGCCCUCGCGUCCGGGAGGUGCAGUGGCAGACCGCAACCCUACACUUCCUGACCUGUCGUGGUCCGAUGAGCAUCCUGGGCUAAGCAGAACGGCCACUGAGACGUCUGCGUUCUCUGAAUCAACUGCGGUUUCGACAUACAGUCCUCUGGACCGCGGACCGUCACCAGCACCACCUGUGCCCCCUCUACCAGCCAACAUCCCUCCUAUGCGUUUAAACACGCCUGCCACUCGACCACCGGCCUCACGGUUCGCUCCCACACCGACCACGGCCCGGUCUACCCCAGCACCUGGAUACCGGGGAAUGACCGAGGAGCGUAGCUACGGCGCUUAUGGGCCUCCUAACCCGGUGCCUUACCGGUCUCACACUGCGGCUCCUGAUAUGUAUGGCCGAUCGAUGACUCCUGGUGUUGUCAUCUCACCGUCAGCACAAACGGACUAUCCCACUCGAACCUUUACCCCGGUUGCUUCAAGUGCAACUGCACAACCCGGUUAUCCAAUGCCAUCAUUCACCCCAUUCAAUCGAAGCGCUUCUCCCGCUGUCGCACCGGUUGCGUAUCCCGAACGAACCUUCACCCCGAUGAACCAAACCCCUCAGCCUAGCGGUGGAAACUACCACGCUUUCGCAUACCCCGGACAAGACUCCGGACAACAACCAUUCCGGCCCUACCGCAACGAUGGCAACUUCUGA
Molecule: messenger RNA, 1704 nt
Organism: Aspergillus ruber CBS 135680
Lineage: Eukaryota; Fungi; Ascomycota; Eurotiomycetes; Eurotiales; Aspergillaceae
Exons: 4
Coding region: 1-1704 (567 amino acids)
Biological process (GO): potassium ion transmembrane transport
Cellular component (GO): plasma membrane
Molecular function (GO): potassium ion transmembrane transporter activity
Source: RefSeq, a predicted model, not a curated record